This is a messenger RNA of Drosophila nasuta, 1547 nucleotides long. RefSeq lists its product as uncharacterized. The transcript is spliced from 4 exons. NCBI's taxonomy places the organism in Eukaryota, Metazoa, Arthropoda, Insecta, Diptera, Drosophilidae. The coding region runs from base 97 to 1473 and encodes 458 amino acids. Gene Ontology annotation, molecular function: protein binding. The record is from RefSeq and is a predicted model, not a curated record.
UCCUCACUUAAGGGUAGCUUCAGUGGAGUUUCCAUGCCAACCCAUUACUAACCAUUUGUUGUGGCCAGGUUAGUCGUAUAUUAGACCACCUGCCAGAUGGACGUACUUUCCCACUACAGUUCACCAGUAAUUGAGUUUCCGGCCACGCAGCCCAUAGAGAAACAGAAUGCACUUGUCGACAACUGUACAGGCACAGAUCCGCCUCCUCCGAGCAAAGAGGUUUCCACUUCCACGCAGCAGAAGCAGCACAUAGCCACACAAACAGAGCAGCUUAAGGGGAAUACAAAUGGCAGCGUGGAGUACGAUGAGCGUGCGUUGGCCAAAUGGCUGCGACAGAUCUAUCCACUAGUGGAGCAAGAGUUGAGUCAACCCACGCCACUGAUGGAUGAGGAUCAACAGCAGCAGCUGUCGAAUCAAGGCGCCUUGCAGGAUCAGUUGCAGGUGCACAUCUAUCAGAAUCUGCCCAUGGGCAGCGUGGAGAACUCCCAAGGAUUGGCCAUUUGGUUGUGUGUGCACACCAACAAUGCGCCAGUGUUGGUGACCACAACUGUGGCACAACAUGACGAUUGGUGCGAGCAUGUGGAUCAGCAGCUGAAGCUCUUUGUGCCACAGCGUGUGGCGCAUGGCGACUUUGUGAUCUACAGGGAGAUGAAGGCGUUGCCAUUGAAGUCAUGUUUGCGAAGUUUAUCCACGAAUAGCUUCAAUAAGAACAUGUUUGCUGGCGCCACCAUGGAUGGAGAGCUCUUUGUCUGGCUCUAUGAGCAAUCGCGAGGUGCCAGCGAUGCUAACGUGGACAUCAAGCAGCUUCACAGCGUCACAUCUACGCAAGGAGCUGCUGUGGCACUCGAUUGGGUGACGGAGCAGCGAUUGCUUGCUUGCUAUGCCAAUGGCACUGUGUUGCAGUGGCUGGUCACCAAACAGAUGACACUUGAUUGGGAAUACACAGCAGCAGUUGGUGGAGAGCUAUCCACAAUGGUUUCUCUUGGAUUAAACGACUUUGUGCUGGGCACCAACGAUGGUGGAGUUUAUCGCUGCUGGAGCACAGAAGACAGAUCCUCCAACAAUCAACUGCAGCUGCUGGCUUUGCGACGACAUCGUUUCAUGGUGUCCACAUUGCUGCGCACCGAGAUGGAUGGUCACCCCAUGGUAAUCACCUGCGAUCUGAGUGGACAAGCUUAUUACCAUGAUAUGCGGCAUGAGGAUGAGGACACCGCUCAGUUGAUUGUGCAGAUUCCGCUGCCGUUUAAGAAUGCCAUUGCCUGCAGUCGGGAUGCCAAUAUCAUCUACUGUCCCAGCAACGAUGGAGCUUUGGAGUAUUAUAGGGUUAGCGAUGGAGCUCAUGCGCAUGUCAAGGGCGCUCUUCGGGGUCGUGGCAACCUCAUAAGGAUCAGUGACAAUGGUUGUUGGCUAAUCACUGGACUCUAUGGCUCCGAGUUUCAGAUUUUCUAUAUUGAACAUAAUUCAAGAGAUUAGUCUUAACAACUUAAAUGCAGAUAAGAAAGUUUGAAUAAAGAUUUGUUUACCAAGAGUUUCUAAAAAAAGUAAAU